Condylura cristata (star-nosed mole) is the source of this 2115-nucleotide messenger RNA. It is a transcript of the gene TLCD3A, whose product is annotated as family with sequence similarity 57, member A. Bases 77 to 853 code for a protein of 258 amino acids. The transcript is spliced from 5 exons. Lineage: Eukaryota; Metazoa; Chordata; Mammalia; Eulipotyphla; Talpidae. Gene Ontology annotation, biological process: lipid homeostasis. Gene Ontology annotation, cellular component: membrane; endoplasmic reticulum. The record is from RefSeq and is a predicted model, not a curated record.
CAGUCUCGGAGCCGCGCGGAGCCGACUCGAGCCACGCCGAGCGGCGCCGGGCGAGGCGGCCGACCCCUGAGUACCCAUGCUGCUGACGCUGCUCUGGGGCUCCCUCUUCUUCCCCGGGCUCUUCGCGCUCUGCACCUGGGGGCUGCGACGCGCGCUGCCGGAAUGGACCGACUCCGACUGCGCGAUGAUCAGCACCAGGCUGGUUUCUUCAGUGCAGGCUGUGUUGGCCACCGGCUCAGGGAUCGUCAUCGUCCGCUCCUGUAGCGACGUGAUCUCCGACAGGCACUGGCUUGCCCGAGAAUAUGUCUGGUUUUUGAUUCCAUACAUGAUCUAUGACACCUAUGCCAUGUACCUCUGCGAAUUGUACCGAACCAGAGACCAGAACCGCAGAGAUACCCUUUCUAUUUUUCGAAACUUCCUAAGUAAAAAUCGCCUCAUGAUCACGCACCAUGCGGUCAUUCUGUUUGUCCUUGUGCCGGUCACACAGAAACUUAGGGGAGAGCUGGGGGACUUCUUUGUGGGCUGCAUCUUCACAGCAGAACUGAGCACUCCAUUUGUGUCGCUGGGCAGAGUUCUGAUUCAGCUAAAGCAGCAGCAUACCCUUCUAUACAAGCUGAACGGAGUCGUCACGUUGACCACCUUCCUUUCCUGUCGGAUCCUUCUUUUCCCCUUCAUGUACUGGUCUUAUGGUCAACAGCAGGGACUAAACCUGUUCCAAGUGCCAUUCCAUAUCCCUUUCUUCUGCAAUGUGGCCAAUGCCUUCCUCAUUGCUCCCCAGAUCUACUGGUUCUCCCUGCUGUGCAAGAAGGCAGUGCGGCUCUUUGACAGUGCCCCAGCCAAAAAGGACAGCUAAUCGCUGCCAGGAGUCAGACAGUGGGGGUGCAUCCUCAUACUAGCUGCCUUUUUGCUCAGUAUUCCAUGGACCAAGUUGUGCCCUGGGGAGUCUCAGCCUUUUGAGGGUUUGAGCAGAAGGACUUGAGUUUUUCUAAAGAAUAUUGUAUUACCUCCCUCUUUGAACCUGCCCUUUUUGCAAAAACACCUUUUUCUUAGUAGCAACUAUUGGGUCUUGUCAGACUUUUUAUCAACAGAAUGAUGUUUUAAUGCAGGACCAAGUUUCCUUCUUUGGGGUUUAUCUCAAGAGCUCUGAGGGGUAGCAUUGGGGCAUGGAAAAUGUGGACCUGGGUGAUAAAUGUCUGGGUACCCGCCUGGCCCUAAUUAUCAGUGGCUCCCCACCUUUCCAACCACAUAUGGCAGUGGAUACAUGAACUAGGCCAGCAGUGAUGAUUUGGUUUUUGAAAUAAUUUGUGAUAGUAGUUUUAUAUUGUUUACUAGCCAACCCAUGGGUUGUCUCAUCCUGGGGACAACCUUGAAUUCUCAUGCCAGCUGACUUCCAAUCAGAAGCCUCACUGAAGUAAAAGGCAGGGAUGGGAGCCUGAGGCACCUGAGAAAGUAGGGAGGCCAAAAGGUCAGCACCUUUGCAGCCCUGUUUGGUUAAGACCAGUGUCAGACUUGUGAAUUUGUCACAAAUCUUUCCUUUUUAGCAUACCCCCAUAUCCACUUGCACAAGGUACUCAAAACACUAUUGGGGUGAAGUGAAAUGGUGACUACUCACUGUAACUCCACUGUAACUUGAUGCUGUCCUUUCCAUGAAGUGGCAAUGGACUCAUACUCCAAACUGCAUCUGCCUCCUGCUAAGCCAGAGCAAGUGGCCCAAACCCUGUUUCUUUGUGGGUACAGCACCACUCACUACAGAAGUCUGGAAAGCAAGAGUGCAAGACAGCCCUGGCCAAAAUAUAUCCUGUGGACUGACUCCUUCAACCAUUUGCAAAUAGGAUCCUUUGGUGCCAACACUAAUUGUUCCUAAUCCAUUUGGAUGGGUUUUAGAAACUGCUAUCAUGAAGUUUUUUUUCUCAAGAGGAAGUGAAAAAGUAGAGUUUAAAGUGCCUUUUAAUUCAUUGGACAUGAACUUUUAAAGUACUGAAUUGUGUGUCUCAACUUUUGACUAUUUCAGUCUUAAUGGGUGCCAUUUAAAACACAUAAAGUGCUGUAAUUUUUUUUUUUUGUACUGUUUUGUUUACUAUGUCUAUCUUACAAAUCAUCCCUGUGGUGAUUAAA